UUUUGGUCGACCCUGCGGCCUGCAUGGCUGCAAUCAUAAUUCAUUAUUCGUGAACACUGAUCGUGAUUCGAUUACAAGACAUUAAACUGCUACUACAGGUCUGUGAAAGUGUGAACUCUUGAACGUAAAUAUACCAAGUUUUCCACCGCAACAAUUGUCGACCGUUCUGAUUCACAAUAUUUCAAUUGCGUGGACGUCCAGUCGGUCCGUACGACAUACAAUCAUGUUUACAAAAAUCAUGUCGCAAAUGAAUAACAAAGGCAUCCCGUUGACACCAAUGUCCAAGAAAAUGAUGCCAAGACUGUACAAGACUACCGUCGCUUUGAAAACAUGGGGUCUGUCCGGAUUGUCGUUUGGUGUAACAAGUUUUGUACUGCUUUGUUAUGUAACAGAGUGGCGCACUGUGUUACAGUUUUGUCCUUACUACAAUGGUAAGUAUAAUGAAUUGGAUAUUGAAGAUAAAUUGAAUGAAAUCCAAGAGGCAGCAGAUAAUAAAGAACGUAAGGAAAAUUCUUUAAGAGAUUUUCAGCAUGAGAGAGAUGUAAAAUUUGACAGUCAAAAAUAAUAAUAAUCCGAGUAAACAAAUGUGAAUGAACCAUGUACCCAUCUUAGUGCAUAUUUUUCAACAAAUAUUAUUUAAGGAAUUUGUGUAAUUCAAUAUUAAAUUGCAUUAGUAAUAAAUAUAUUUCUAUUUUUUGUAUUCAAAGUAUUUUUACAGGUAAUACAAUUUUUUUUACAUUUACAUUUGUUAUUUAAAUAUAAUUUCAA
This is a messenger RNA of Metopolophium dirhodum (rose-grain aphid), 768 nucleotides long. RefSeq lists its product as uncharacterized. The transcript is spliced from 3 exons. Gene Ontology annotation, biological process: mitochondrial electron transport, ubiquinol to cytochrome c. The record is from RefSeq and is a predicted model, not a curated record. Gene Ontology annotation, cellular component: mitochondrial inner membrane. NCBI's taxonomy places the organism in Eukaryota, Metazoa, Arthropoda, Insecta, Hemiptera, Aphididae. The coding region runs from base 224 to 565 and encodes 113 amino acids.